Triticum dicoccoides is the source of this 766-nucleotide messenger RNA. RefSeq names its product acyl carrier protein 3, chloroplastic-like. The coding region runs from base 96 to 530 and encodes 144 amino acids. NCBI's taxonomy places the organism in Eukaryota, Viridiplantae, Streptophyta, Magnoliopsida, Poales, Poaceae. Gene Ontology annotation, biological process: fatty acid biosynthetic process. The transcript has 3 exons. Gene Ontology annotation, molecular function: acyl carrier activity. The record is from RefSeq and is a predicted model, not a curated record.
GCACCCGCAGCUCGCGGCUCAUUCCUCCCGUCACCUAGCUAUAGCCUAGCUCCCACCUCCAUCGUGCCGUGCCUCAGCUAGCUCAUUCAGCCGCCAUGUCCGCCCUCUUCGCCGCCGCCGGAUCGGCCGUCCUCCCCGCGCAUCGGCUCCAGGUAAGCAGCAGCAGCGGCAGCCGCCGGAGCGCGGCCGUCACGGCGUGCUUCUCCAGGCAGCAGAGCUUCCCGUCGAUCUCGAUCCGGUCGGCUCCGGCGAAGCGCUUCCUCCACCUGGCUUGCUCGGCCAAGCAGGACACCAUUGACAAGGUGUGCGGGAUCGUCAAGAAGCAGCUGGCCGUCGCCGAGGACACCGUCGUAAGCGGGGAGACCAAGUUCGCCGACCUCGGCGCCGAUUCGCUCGACACGGUUGAGAUCGUGAUGGGCCUGGAGGAGGCAUUCAGCAUCACGGUGGACGAAUCGAGCGCCCAGGAGAUCAGGACGGUGGAGGACGCCGCGUCUCUCAUCGACAAGCUCGUGACAGACAAGGAUUCUUAGAACGACGACGGCACGGAUCCGCCUCCAUGUCCCUGCCUGAAUAGCUUUUUGGGUGCUCACCUUGUUGUUGUUGUACUCUAAAUACAGAUAUGAAAUGUUGUACUGGCUGAAACUAGUUAGCCAGGAAGAGGGUUCCAUGCAGAGCUUGUUUUUGUGUAUGCUAUGCUAUCCCAGAUUGAAUAAAUGAGGGGGGUAGCACUUCUUCCCUGAGGCAAAGAUUACUGUUAUAUGUGCUC